Molecule: messenger RNA, 2192 nt
Organism: Cynara cardunculus var. scolymus (artichoke)
Lineage: Eukaryota; Viridiplantae; Streptophyta; Magnoliopsida; Asterales; Asteraceae
Exons: 9
Coding region: 263-1816 (517 amino acids)
Biological process (GO): translation
Cellular component (GO): ribosome
Molecular function (GO): structural constituent of ribosome; RNA binding
Source: RefSeq, a predicted model, not a curated record
GUACCUCCUUCAACCUCUCGUCAUUUCAUCACCUUCAUAGGUUCGACUUUUGCUUCGACUUCCAUUCUUUUAUGCCUUUCAAUCUUCAAUCUGCUUCUCGUGCUGUUCAAUUACAUUGAAACCUUUGAAACCCUAAUCCCAAAUAACAAGAAUAGGGGAGAUGCUACUUAUAACUGCCUGAGACGGCUAGGCACCACCAUAACACAUGUGCCUAGUAUGGACCUGACACAGUAAAAAUAGUGUUCCUGUAGUUGACAGAAUAAUGUCUACGAUCAACAUUAUGAGCAAAUCACGAGUGUCCAAAGCAAUUCUCAGCCGGUUGACACCUACUUAUUCUUUUUCUCGAUCUUUUUCUGCAUCACAACCAUGGCAGCGUGUUCUCCCCAGCCAAACAGGGGAAUUGAGUAUGAAUCACAUAGGAUCUUCCCUUCCUCGGAAUUGGAAUAGACUAUUCUCAUCCAUAGCUCCCUCCUUUGCCACCGGUGAUAGAAUCGUCCGUGAGCUCUUAGCCCAAGUCGAGAGGGAAAAGCAGAGGGAGAGAGAGCAGAGAAAAAAGGCAGGGUUGGGUACGGCUGAUAUAGACGCCGAAGAUGAUGAGGAUUACAUGGGAGUUGGUCCCCUAAUUGAGAAACUGGAGAAGGAGAAUCUCAAGCAUGUUGACCCUCGUAUCCUUAACAUGAGGGAGGAGCCCACUGAUUCAGAAAGUGAAGAAGAUGACCAUAGAUUCACUUAUGAAGCCAUUCAACAACGACAAGAAAUAUUGCAGAAGAAAUUAAAUCGUUAUGAAGAGCUUCUUAAGAAUUUUAAUGAGUCGGAUAAUAUUGAUGAAUUUUUCAAGUGGAUGAAUAAAGUUGACAAAUUUGAGGAGAAACAUUUAAACCCCCGAUCUGAGUAUCGUGUUAUUGGUGAUUUGAUGAACCGGCUGAAAGAAGCCACCGGCAAGGAUAAAUUUCUUCUCCAACACAAGCUGAAUAGGGCUAUUAGAUUAGUUAAGUGGAAGGAAGCCUACGAUCCUAAUAAUCCUGCCAAUUAUGGAAUCAUUCAAAACAUGCAGUCGCAGCAUGAUCCUUCUGAAGAUUCUGAUGCUGAAAAGGAAAGGCAAUUGAUAAAAGGUGCAUUGGAUGAGGACGACGAGGAAGAAUUUGAUGACAUGAAGGAACAUGAUGAUAUUCUGUUAGAGAAGAUAAAUGUCAUUGACCGGAAGCUUGAGGAGAAGCUAGCACUGUUGGAUCACACUUUUGGAAGAAAGGGCAAGGUAUUGGAGGAGGAGAUAAGAGAUCUUGCUGAGGAGAGGAACUCAUUGACUGAGAAGAAAAGAAGACCUCUUUAUAGAAAAGGUUUUGAUGUGAAACUCAUUGAUGUUAAUAGGACAUGUAAAGUUACAAAGGGAGGUCAAUUGAUUAAGUACACCGUAAUGCUUGCUUGUGGGAACUAUCAUGGCGUCAUUGGUUUUGCUAAGGCAAAAGGCCCAGCAGUUCCCAUUGCGUGUCAGAAGGCUCAAGAGAAAUGCUUUCAAAACCUUCAUUAUGUGGAACGACAUGAAGAACAUACGAUUGCACAUGCCAUUCAGACUUCUUAUAAGAAAACCAAGGUUUAUCUUUGGCCUGGGCCGACUCAAGGUGGCAUGAAGGCCGGCAGAACCGUCCAAACCAUCUUAAAUCUUGCUGGAUUAAAGAAUGUCAAAUCUAAGGUUGUUGGGUCGAGAAAUCCACAUAACACAGUGAAAGCUCUUUUCAAGGCCCUGAAUGCGAUAGAAACUCCCAAAGAUGUGCAAGAGAAGUUUGGGCGGAUUGUGGUGGAAUCAUAUUUGCUAUGAGUCGAAAUUCGAGAAACAUUAGUGUGUUUGCUAGCCAUGGAUGAUUUUGGACCGAUGAAAACCACGACAAGAGACCAUUGGCAAAAUGAAUAAAGUUGACGUCGUCUUUUCCUUCAUGUUCGUUUCCGACCUUAUAACCGUUAGACGAUGAACUGACCCGUGACAGGUGUUUCAACAAGUUCUUGGUUUGAUUAUGCACCUGUUUAGUCCCUAGUUUGGAUUGGAGGGAGGCGAGCGGGGUAUAUAUACAUAUAACUAUAUGUAUGUCCUCUCUUUACGUUGCUCGGCUGUGUGUGCUCAUCGAUUCGAGAGCUGGAAUUUUACGUAUGCAUAACACAUGAGUUUUACAUCGUUAAUUUAUAGUUUUUCAUCAUCA